This is a messenger RNA of Penicillium chermesinum, 378 nucleotides long. RefSeq lists its product as uncharacterized. NCBI's taxonomy places the organism in Eukaryota, Fungi, Ascomycota, Eurotiomycetes, Eurotiales, Aspergillaceae. The record is from RefSeq and is a predicted model, not a curated record. The coding region runs from base 1 to 378 and encodes 125 amino acids. The transcript is spliced from 2 exons.
AUGGAAGCGCGGUCGAAGAGCCCUCGAAGCCCAUCAAAAACGUUUCUAGAUCAGAUCAUCAAUGGUCAGUACCUGGUGCUACACAACCUCACACUACUAGUGCAACAGAAUUCGACUCUACGCGAAAAUUAUGAGAAGCUGGCCAAGGAGCGCAGCGGGUCGUCUAGCCAUUCAACAGGCCAAGAAAGUUCAACAUUCCAAGAGGGCUCAUCAUUCCAAGAGGGUUCAACAGCCGAAGAGGAUUCAACCGGCGACGAGGAUUCAACAGGCGAAGAGGUCCCUCGGCUAAGUGAUCUAAUAAGCCAGCUAUUGGACGGAGACGAGAUGGAAUGGCAGGCGCAAGCUGGACUGCCUGGUCCGGCAGACGGCCCCAGUUAA